Messenger RNA from Cutaneotrichosporon oleaginosum, 979 nucleotides. NCBI's taxonomy places the organism in Eukaryota, Fungi, Basidiomycota, Tremellomycetes, Trichosporonales, Trichosporonaceae. The record is from RefSeq and is a predicted model, not a curated record.
GUCACCCCCACGAAGGCGGCACAAUGUGUCACAGGCCUGCAUAAACUGUCGGCAACGGUGAGUGGGGGCCAGGAUGAUGUCGUCGAAAGCACUCGCAUGCUCGACAUGUCUCGUGAGCGAUGGUGAGCAGAGGCGAGCUGAAAGAGCACGUAGACGUGGUGGACAUGGGCAGGUGCAUGGCUCGUUUACUCAUGCCGCAGGAAGAAGAAGUGCGACGGGCAGCCGCCUGUAUGCUCGACCUGUGCUGCUUACAAGGAUGAGUGCGUGUGGACAACCAAGACGGACUGGCGACGCGCUGUAUCGCGCAACGAGGCCAACUCGCUGCGACAACGCGUCCAAGAGCUGGAAGAACAACUGCAGAGACAGCAUGGAGGGGAUAGCGUGGAAGGCGCACCAACUGCCGGCAGCGACACUGGCAGCUUCUCUCGCGCCCCAGCCCCACCUUACUACCAGUCGCCCUCGCAACAGCACCAGCAUCAGCCACAGCACCAGCAACGUCCAUUGCAACCACAAGAUGUUGCGGGGCCAAGCCAGCAGGCAUACUUCGAGCAAUCGCAUGGGGUAUCCGGGCCCUUUCCCCCACCGCAGGCUGGCGCCGGAGCCGGGACGUUAAUGUCCCCGCCGACAUCGUUUCGCCAGGACAUUGGAAUGGGUGGGAUGCGGGACAGAUACUUGGGGCGCGCCGGGCCAUCCGGCCUCGCUCCACCGCGACCGAACAUGGGCCCCAACACUGAAGGCAUCCCACUGCAUGGCACAUCACAGUCCCCACCGACUCAGACAUCACACGGUCGCACAACUCCAAGUCGAGCCCAACAAACUCAGUCGCCGUUGGAUUUGCCCGGUGACAUCGACGACAUGAUGGUAAGAAGGGAGUCGGGAAGAGACGAUGGACAGCAGCUCACGAGCAGGUGCAAGACGAGCGAGGACGAUUGCGCCUUCAUGGACCGCAGUCUGCAUUUCGACAUUCUAGAAUGCCUGA